AUGCCGCCCAACAUCCCCCGUCACCUGGAGCUGCCAGGAUUCGUCGAGCGAUGGCGCUCAUGGCUCUCGGCCAACCUCAACUUCUAUCGUGUUCACAUGCUAUGCUUUACCAUCAUUCCGCUCAUCUUCUCUGGCAUCAUGUACGCCUGCAACACGCAGAUUCAAAUCCCGUACAUUGACUGUCUGUUCGUGUGCUUCUCCGCCAUGUGCGUGACGGGUCUGGCAACGAUCAACUUGAGUACACUAUCGACGUUUCAACAAUUCAUCCUCUACUUCCAGAUGCUUAUCGGAAGCACUGUACGUGUUGCUCUUAUCAAGGAGAGCAGGUGUCUAACCGCUCCAGAUCUUCGUCUCUAUCAUCAUGGUGUCGGUGCGCAGUUCCGACACGUCCUCAAGGAGCGGGACCGCAAGCACCGCGCGAUGAGACUCGCAAAGACGCUCACCCGUAUCCCGACGACUCAGCCGAUCAGUGCACUCCGAAGACGGUUCACGCGGCGCCCGGAGGAGACGGAGCAUGACGUUUCCGGCAAGAGCACCCCUGAUGCUGUGCCCGCCAAGAAAAAGGCGCCGGGCAAGCUCACAAAGGACAUGAUUCAACGUAUCGAUGGCGGCGGUAUCGGCAUGGUCAACCCCAUGGGUUGGUACGCAGCUGGUGGCACACCGACGCCGUCGGCUGGCGCGUCUCGUGUUGGAUCUCGCGUUCCCUCCCCUGACCCGGAUGAUGUCAAGGUCCACGGAGCCGAGAUUGACCAUAUCAACUACAUCGACGGUGAGGCGCACCCCAUGCAGACGGUCGAGUCGCCUGGCGAGCUCAGUCCCAUCGAGCGGGCAGUGAGCGAGUCCAGCACGACCGGAGCACCAAGCACGACUGGUAGCGAGGACGGCAAGCGCCAAGGUAGCAACGAGGAUGCUUGGGUUUCGCCGUCGUACCGACUAGGUGCCGAACUUGGCCCCGUGCAAACAAACGACAGCCUCCCAGCAGUACCCACUGGCCCUGUUCGCUCCACUACGGAGCCGACCCGGACGCCAUAUGCUGGACUCGCGCUCAGUGACGACGCCUUUCCUCGUUCAAAGACUAUCGCGUUUGAUGACGUUGAGGAUGGUCUUGAUCACGAACUGCACCUGGGCCGUGACCGCGAGCCUGGGUUCUUUGCUCGUACACCGACAAUGCGGAGUGACAUUGACGGCUUGAGGAGGGUCAAUACCACCGGCUCUGAACACCCAUACGACGGACAAGGACUGCGCCGAACCCAGAGUCGGUUUAUCGAGACCAAAAACACAGGCUAUGGUGGUUUCCCCACACCUAUUCAACUCAUUGGCGACCUUGUGCACAAGGUAUUCCCGCAAACAAGCACCAAGCUGCACCAGUCCAUCACUAUGCCGCGCACCAACACAAUCUCGGGGCGCGGCAGCGUCAUGGGCGAUGGCGCCGAGGUCCCCUACAUUUCCUUCUCCGCCACUGUGGGACGCAACUCCAAGUUCCAGAACCUCACGCAGGAGCAGAUGGACGAGCUGGGUGGUGUCGAGUACCGCGCGCUCCGCCUGCUGUUCUGGGUGGUCCUGUCCUACUGGAUUUGCCUCCCUCUCGCCGGUGCCUGCAUCAUUGCGCCGUACAUCAACGCCGGUAACCGAUACGCCGAUGUGUUCAACGAGCAACCCAAGCACGUCCGCAUUCCCUGGUUUGCGUUUUUCCAAGCCACGUCUGCGUUCUCCAACACUGGCGUCUCGCUGGUCGACAAGAGUAUGGUGCCCUUCCAGACUGCAUACCUCAUGUCUGUGGUGGUCAUGCUGCUCAUCCUCCUUGGCAACACCUGCUUCCCCAUCAUGCUCCGGUUCAUCCUGUGGAGCAUGUACAAGAUGGUGCCUGCGACAUCAAACUCGCACGAGUCGCUCAAGUUCCUUCUCGACCACCCGCGUCGUUGCUUCAUCUAUUUAUUCCCCUCGACGCACACCUGGUUCCUGUUGAUCAUCGUCUUCGUCCUCACGAUGAUCGACUGGUGGUCCUUCCUGGUCCUUGACCGGGGCAACGAGGUCAUCGACAGCCUGCCGUAUGGGACUCGCCUCGCUGCUGGGCUCUUCCAGUCAUGCGCCGUUCGUGCAGCAGGGUUCGUCAUUGUCAACAUGAACGCCGUCGCCCCAGCCGUCAAGGUUCUCUACGUCCUCAUGAUGUACAUUUCCGUCUACCCGAUCGCCAUGUCCGUCCGCGCCACCAACGUGUACGAGGAGCGUGCUCUGGGUCUUUUCGAAGAGGAGGACCCCGAAGACGAGGAGGAGGACGAGGAAAUGCAGCACACGGAAGGUGCUAGUGCAGUGGCCAAGUAUCUUGGCUGGCACGCUCGUCGCCAACUCGCGUUCGACAUGUGGUGGAUUGCCCUGGCCCUGUGGCUGGUGUGUAUCAUUGAACGUGGAGCGCUCUCCGACCCGGCCAAUUACGAGUGGAUGAACAUUUUCAACAUCAUCUUCGAGCUGGUGUCGGCCUACGGAACUGUCGGCCUGUCCCUCGGUCUCCCAUACGACAACUAUUCGUUGUGUGGCAGCUUCCGCACGCUCUCCAAGCUCGUCUUCAUCGUUGUCAUGCUCCGUGGUCGCCACCGUGGGCUUCCUGUCGCCAUUGACCGUGCUGUCAUGUUGCCCAAGGACUUUACCGAGAGCGACGAGCGCGCCAUGGAGGACCGUUUGCGCCGCUCGCGUUCGCGCCGUGCAAGCUCGUACGGCGGCGACUUCCUCUCGCAGACCGGCUCGCAGAUGCCGCACACAUUCACCAUGGCGACCGACGGUGCUGGCCAGUAUGGGUUCACGUCAAUGGUCCAGCCUCCGUCCCCACGCCUCCCCGUGCGCAGGGACAGCACCUCGAGCAUGCGCCGCGGCGACCCCUCCACGGCUGCCCCCGGUCCCAUUCGCGUCUUCCACCGCCGUACAGGAUCCACCGCAUCCGUCGACGGCGGCAGCCCCAUGACGCCCACCACGCUGCACUUUUCUCUCAACACGCAAGGCGGUGGGCACCAGGCGCAUUCUGGCUCGCCGACAAACUACACGGGCAUGUUUCCAGGCAGUAGCCUGGCACCGGUGCCGGAAAGUGUCUGGUCGAGGCGGAACACCGAGACCGACACGACAAAUCCUUCGACGGGCUCCACUGCAACGGCCGUGGCGCCCGAUUCACCCGUCAGCACUGGUCCCGCGGCCGAGUCGGCAGUCACCGAUAGCCCCGAGGGCAGAGACGUCGCGGACAAGGCCACCGAUUCCAACGCGCAGAGCGCAUAA
Apiotrichum porosum is the source of this 3261-nucleotide messenger RNA. RefSeq names its product low affinity potassium transporter (gene TRK1). NCBI's taxonomy places the organism in Eukaryota, Fungi, Basidiomycota, Tremellomycetes, Trichosporonales, Trichosporonaceae. The transcript has 6 exons. Gene Ontology annotation, molecular function: high-affinity potassium ion transmembrane transporter activity. Bases 1 to 3261 code for a protein of 1086 amino acids. Gene Ontology annotation, biological process: intracellular potassium ion homeostasis; potassium ion import across plasma membrane. Gene Ontology annotation, cellular component: plasma membrane. The record is from RefSeq and is a predicted model, not a curated record.